AUGGGGCUUCUUGGAGGUCUGUCGAUGCUUCUUGUGAUAUGGUUGUUCUGGUUGCCGCAAUUAGGCAGUGCUCAGUUGUCUGGUUCUGCUCUGGCAGCUGCACGGUCUCUGGAUGCACUUCUCCAAGAUUAUGCUUAUCAAGCAUUUGGUCGACGACCCAAAACUGGGGUGGUAUACGGGGGAAGUGUCCCCUCGAAUUUGACAGGGAUUAAGGUUUCUGCAUUGAGGCUUAGGAGUGGCAGCUUAAGGAGUAAAGGUGUCACCUAUAACGAGUUUGAAAUACCUGUUGAAGUUAUAGUGCACCCUUAUGUUAAGAGGCUUGUCUUGGUCUAUCAAAACUUGGGCAAUUUGUCUAUGAAGUAUUAUCCUUUAUCUGGGUACAUGUAUUUAGCUCCCGUUCUUGGUCUUCUUGCUUAUGAUGCAACAAACCUGUCAGCCACGAACUUGCAGGAGUGGAAUAUUACGGCAUCUGAUAAGCCCAUCUCUAUAAGGUUUCCAGACGUGAAAUCAGUGCCUGGUGGAUCUACUGCAAAGUGUGUUUCAAUUGAUUUAAAAGGUUCUGUUAAUUUCAGCAAUGUGUUAUCCGACAACAUAUGCACAACGUUCCAGCAGGGCCAUUUCUCUAUUGUGGUCGAGUCCAUUGCUCCUUCUCCUGCCCCAGUGUUUCCUCCACCACCGCCACCAGCAGGAGCGCCAAAACAAGCACAGGCACCAAGUUCCGAGGGUAAGAAAUCCAAAAAGGUUGGGAUCAUAGUUGGGUCGGUGGUAGGAGGAUUGGCACUGUUGGUUCUGUUAGCGUUUCUUAUAGUCUGGGUGUGCAAGUACAAACGCAAGAAGAAAAUGCAACAGAUGGAAAGGGCUUCGGAGGUCGGGGAAGCAUUGCAAAUGACCAGGGUUGGAAGCACGAAAGCGCCUGCUGCUACUGUAACAAGAACUCAACCAACACUCGAGACCGAAUACAUGCCCUAG
Messenger RNA from Ipomoea nil (Japanese morning glory), 969 nucleotides. RefSeq lists its product as uncharacterized. The record is from RefSeq and is a predicted model, not a curated record. Lineage: Eukaryota; Viridiplantae; Streptophyta; Magnoliopsida; Solanales; Convolvulaceae. Gene Ontology annotation, cellular component: membrane. The coding region runs from base 1 to 969 and encodes 322 amino acids. The transcript has a single exon.